Messenger RNA from Drosophila miranda, 1352 nucleotides. RefSeq lists its product as uncharacterized. NCBI's taxonomy places the organism in Eukaryota, Metazoa, Arthropoda, Insecta, Diptera, Drosophilidae. The transcript is spliced from 2 exons. Bases 814 to 1332 code for a protein of 172 amino acids. The record is from RefSeq and is a predicted model, not a curated record.
UAUUGGUAUUUCCCACCGAGUGUAUCGAUGGUGCGGUAAAUACCAAUGCGCGCUGUAUGCUAUUUUAAAUACUAGUUGAAUGCCUCACUAAUUAUUACCUUGCUACAAAGUGUAAAUCAAAAUACACAUGUAAACAAUGCAAAGGUCAUCACCAUUCACUACUCCAUUUACCAGAUACUACAUCGGGUAUUAUCGGGACCUUUGCGCAAACAAAAGGGGAUAAUCCGAGCAAUUCAAACGUGCAUUAUAACACUUCGGUGACUUCAAGUCACAUUGCCCAAGCAGAGGGCACACCAUCGAUUGUAUGUGCGCAAGGCACUGCACAAUCUACUCAAGCAAAAGGAUUGAACAGAAGCACAUUACCCACGGCCAUGGUUUAUGUUAAAAACGCAAAUGGGGACUACAUAACAUGUCGCCUCUUAUUGGAUACUGGCUCAGAACUCUCGUAUAUAUCGGAACGUUGCAUUCACGCUCUUGGAUUGGCACGUUUGGCAUUCUUGUUUCGGGAAUAUCUUCAGUAAAAGCCAACACCACAAGGGGAUUCAGCACACCUCACAUCAAGUCCCGAAUUGCUGAGGAUUAUUUGAUUGUAAACGCCCAUGUACUUGGCAGAAUCACUUCAUCAAUGGGAAUGCAAAACAUUGAUGCAUCGGCACUCGAUGUGUUUAGUGAUCUUCAAUUGGCUGACACACACUUCUGCACAAACGCACCAAUCGACAUACUAUUGGGUAGCGAACACGUAUGGUCUACAUUUACAGGAAGGAAGAUGUAUGACAGCAAGGGCAAUCUUAUCGCCAUUUCAUCAAUUUUUGGAUGGGUUAUUACGGCACUCAUGACACCCCAAGCAAGCAACGCAAUUUCACUAACAACAACAUUGGAUAUAGAUGCUUGAAGAUGGUUGAACGUCGCUUGCAACAGAAUGAGCAGCUACGAAUACAAUACAUACAUUUCAUGCGAGAAUAUCAGACUUUGGGACACAUGCGACAACUGCCAACGGAAGAAAUCACCUCUGGGCAACAUUUCUACAUGCCACACCACCCUGUGUUGGGUCGAAAACUCCGAGUAGUUUUCGACGGGUCAUUCCGCGACGCCAAUGAAACUGGCAUACAAAACGAAGUCAAAACCAAUUGUUUGUCUACAUUGGCCGAAUCACAAUUGGAUAAUCCGCGGGAAGAACUAAUAGCCCGAGUCUCCUCCUGGUGGAAGCUGGUGCACACUAUUGGCUAUGUCCUUCGCUUCAUCCAACGCACAAAACAUCCAAAACCUGCUUUCAAGAUGACUACCAAUUGCUACUUGCCAAGAAGCCAUUACGGAGCCGAUCGCAGCUUGUGAAACUGUCACCAAUCAUUGAC